AGAAUGCACAAUUUCGCGUCGCAGCCGAACACUUACGCUCUCUUGGUAAAUUUGAAGAAGCAUCUACCAUGUUUGCCCGCUCAGCCGAUCAUGAAGAGAACGUUAUGGGAGCUCUACAAUGUCUUCUGGAGUUAUGCAAAAUCUAUGUAUUGAACGGGAUAAUCAUGGAUACCACAAGUUUAACAGAGCUUCGUCGUCUCCUUGACAAGACGACAGAAGUUACAAAAUUUGAAUCACAAUCGUUGAAAGGAUCCAGACAAUGGAAUAUGAUGAAAGAAGAAAUUCGGUUAUACUCGGCUUAUGUGAACAGAGACCUUGAUGCCAUUCAACAAUGUAUACGGUUCUUCAACGAGUGCAAGGGGCAUGCUGCUGAAUGUCGCGCAAUAUUAUUAUGGCUAAAAAUCCGCACAAACGCUGAUAAUCAGGCAGAAUACUGGCGCGAAAAAUUAAAGUACUUGUUGAGGCUGUCUAAACUAGCCCACCCUUUUAUGGAAUCAACUCGGAAUGGUGACAACACCGAGGAAAAGGAAGCUUGCAAGGAUUUUGAGAACGUUUUUUGUGUAAGAGAAAUGGAGGACCAUCAGAAUAAGCGACAAAUUCCUUUGCAAAAUUCACUUAUUAAUAACAUGGGCGAAAACAAUGUAAUAGAUAUCACAGGCGAUUGGAAUGUCUACAACGAACGCAUUGUACGCCAGACAAUCAUACAGUUGUUUUCUUCUUAUAUGUAUGAGUUUAUCUGGGAAGCAGGCGAAAAAUGUAAAAGCAUUCCUGAUAUAACUUCUUAUAUCUGCUACUGGUGGCCUUGUGAGGACAGAACCUGCCAACGACAUCACAUGGAGCCAACACGAGAAAAUCUGCAUCGACGUUUGUCACUUGCAUGUCUCCACUAUACUGUGAUACAGCAGCUAGAUGUGUUAGAAUUGACCCGCAAACGCCGUCUUAAGGAAGAACAAAAACAAGACGCUUAUCACUUGCAAAAGUUUUGGACCGAAAAUCUCGUUAAAUAUCAUGUUCGUUAUCAACUGCCGAAGGCUAGUUUUCCGGAGCUUAUGUAUGAUCAUAUUAACAGAUUUUCCGACGUACGUGGUAGGAUCAGUGAGCAUGCUCGCAAGCAAUGGUUGGGAGAUGAUCUGCAGGCUCAGUAUUUUGCAAACUUGUUAAAAUGUAUGUUUGUUUCUCUGCAAUUGCAAGAUGAGAAGAUUAUUAAUAAGUUUUGUGAUGAGAUAUCGAAAUCUUGGUAUCCAGUUAAGAAUGGUAGUACGGAAGAGUCAGCUAAUACUAAAGGUUUGCCUAUCGGUUUUGAAUAUAAUAAGAAGGGCGACAAAGUAGUCCCAAUUGCAGUUCGACUAUCGAAAUUUAUCAACCAUCUCAAAUCUGGCAAAAUGAUUACUGCAAUAAUAUACGCGAAAAGGUUUAUCGCAUACGCUCUACGAUUUACUGAUGAAGUAAACUUGCUUGCGGAUCAAGCUCUUGGUGAUCUGGUGUCUCUUAUGGAAUUUACAACGUCUUUGGCAUUUUUCACUCAUCCCGAACGUUACGACUUUUACCUUCCUCGAAGUUAUUUGUAUGAUUACUACACUGAAUUUAGCGAAAACUUCUUUUCUGGAAACCUACGUCUCUCAAGUCAAGACGAUGAGCGCAACAUAGAAAGCCAUCGUAAUUUAAUCUGGGAUUUUUUCUGGCAAGCACGACAUCUUAUUUGCAUCCUGGUCGAUCAUAAGCCUAUUGACCUUGACCAGCAGAUUGCUUUGAUCAUUGUCCGUCGACUGAUACGAGUCUUAGUGCUUAUCUGUUUAAAUGAACCCAGUUACGAAGCGCAACUUGUAGAGUUCUUGAAACGAUGUGAGGAUAAACCACACCUUUUCCAAAACUACUUGAAUAAGACAGACAUGGAAUCCCUCGCAAAGACCCUAGAUGAUGAACUCAAAGAGACGGAUUUUGAUUGUCUAGUUAGAAUUGAACUUGAAGGGUUUUCGGAAAUCUUGCUAGAUAUCGCAAAAAUGCCCGUAUAUAAAACCGAUAAGAGCUUUCACCAGCAGGACCGUAUUUUCAAUGAUCGAAUUGAGUGUCUGUAG
Molecule: messenger RNA, 2075 nt
Organism: Paraglomus brasilianum
Lineage: Eukaryota; Fungi; Glomeromycota; Glomeromycetes; Paraglomerales; Paraglomeraceae
Source: the annotation of a GenBank genome assembly